UAAAGCCCUUUCGAUUCCGAAACUCCCCCAGUUUGAAAACCAAAAGGAAACCCUAGUUCCCAAAUGUCGUGGCUGAAGAACGCCGUCAGCAAGGCCGUCGAGGUCGGCAACAAGACGAACCUCACUCGCAUCAAGAACUAUGCCGACACCGUCGUCCACCACGCCGGCCAGGCCGUCGCCGGCGGCGCCAAGAUUUUCCAAGAUCGCAUGGGAAUGAAGAACUAUAGGAGCUUUAAGCAGACAGUGAGAAGGCUGGAAGAAGCUGCGGUGACUUGUAGAGGGCAGGAGAGAGUUCAGCUGCUGAGGAGAUGGCUGGUUGCUUUGAAAGAAAUUGAGAAGGCUUCUGAUGAGAAGAGUCCAGAGCAGGCUCAGUCUUCUGAUGAGCCCAACUCCCCUCCUAAAAUUGCCCCAUUGAUGUUGUUCUUUGAUUCUGAUAUGGAAGGUGAGCCAGCUAACUUUAGAGAUGUAUUUCUUCAUAGCCAAGCUUUAGAAGGCAUUACAUUGUCAAUGAUUUUAGAAGCACCAGAUGAGGAAGAGGUUGCUCUGCUAUUGGAGAUCUUCAGACUCUGUUUUACAGGAGGAAAGGAAGUUCAUAAUGCGAUUGUCAGUAGUAUUCAAGACUUGGCUAAAGCAUUCUCUGGAUACCAAGAUGAAGUACUGGUGAAACGUGAUGAAUUACUUCAGUUUGCUCAAGGUGCCAUCUCAGGGUUGAAACUAAAUGCUGAUAUUGCAAGAGUUGAUGCUGAAGCCUCAAAGCUGCAGCAAAAGAUUGAUGGAGUAGAAGUAUUGCGCUCAAUUGAAAAUUCUGAUAGGACUUCUGAGAAAGCACCACUUACAUCUGUGGAGGCUCUAAAAGCAGCACUUUCUGAAGUUCGCCUUUGUGCAAGACUGGAAGAACUGUUACUAAAGAAGAAAUCAAUAAAUCCUGGAGACUCAUCGGAGGCCCACUCACAGAAGGUUGAGAAGUUGAAAGUUUUAGCAGUCUCUCUUUCCAAUUCUUCGGCAAAAGCAGAAAAGCGUAUUGAAGAUCACAGGCAUCAAAAGGAAGAAGCUCUCAACUUUCGUGUUGUCAAAGAAAAGGAAGUUGGUGAAGUUGAGAAGGAGUUAGUUGCUGAGAUUGCUGGACUGGAGAAGGAAAGAGAUCAACUUGAAGCUGAACUCAAGAAGGUCAAUAUUUCUUUAUCUGCUGCUACGUCACGUUUGAACAAGGCCAGGGAGGAGAGGGACCAGUUUGAUGAAGCAAGCAAUCAAAUUGUUUUGCAUUUGAAGACAAAGGAAGAUGAACUGUCAAAAUCUGUUGCUUCAUGUAAGAUCGAAUCUGAAAUUGUUCAUACAUGGAUAAAUUUCUUGGAAGAUACCUGGAUACUCCACUCCUCGUACAUAGAACUGAAGGAGAAGCAGACAAAGGAUGACCUGGAGAAAUGUGGGAACUCUUUUGUGAAGUUGGUCAAGUAUCACCUUUUGGUAUUGAAGGAAGAGCUUGGACCUUCCAUUAGUCGAAUUAGAACAUUUGUGGAAAACUUAAACCAAUUCAAGGAGAGGUCAGAGCUGAUUUCAGAUGCUGAUAUUGAGAUAUCAAUGGAAUCAAACCCAAAGAAACUUCUUGAGGAGGAAUAUUUGAGCGUAGAAACAAAGGUAGUUACUGCUUUCAGUGUGGUUGAUUACAUGAAGAAGCUAUUUCAGCAAGGGAAUAUAGAAAGGAGAGAUGAUCCUGAGGUCAAAGAACUACUAGACGCCAUUGAUAAAAUGAGAGUAGAAUUUGAAUCCAUCGAGAGGCCGACACUGGAGAUUGAAUUUCCUGAAGAAAAGCCAGUCCCAUCUGAUAAGUUACAGAAAAGUUCAUCAGGAGCCGCGGUCGCUGAAGAUAAAAUGACACAGGGAAGUUCAUCGGGAUCUGAGGCCCAUGAAGAUAAGAUGAUAUCACCCAAAAAGAAAAUAGAGAAGAGUCGAGCUCAUGCUCCACAAGCAGCUUCUCCUAAAUCUAGGGCAGCAAACUCCCCAAAAUCAACAACAGAUCGGCCGGUUGAUACAGAAUCAGAACUGGCAAACUUUGAACUAGAAUUUGGAGAACCAGGAAGAGACUAUUCAAACGAAGAGAUUGGAGGCUGGGAGUUUGAUGAACUUGAGCAGGAGCUUAGAUCAGAAGGAAAUAAAUAGCCUCCUAGGAUGAUUCAUAUGAUACUUAUGCUACACAAAAACACCAGUAUCUUGUUUCAAACAUUUUACUGGUAUCCACACAGGAAAAAAAGUGCAUUUGAUGUAAUACACUAUUAACCCUUUUAUUUGUAUAAAUUGAGAUUACUUUUCGAAAGACUCUGUUCUUUUAUAUGUAACAAUAACAAGUAAAUCUGUAUUAUUUGUUCAAAUUUGUUUCAUGUCA
Molecule: messenger RNA, 2380 nt
Organism: Asparagus officinalis (garden asparagus)
Lineage: Eukaryota; Viridiplantae; Streptophyta; Magnoliopsida; Asparagales; Asparagaceae
Exons: 18
Coding region: 64-2157 (697 amino acids)
Source: RefSeq, a predicted model, not a curated record